Torulaspora delbrueckii is the source of this 3528-nucleotide messenger RNA. It is a transcript of the gene TCB2, whose product is annotated as tricalbin. NCBI's taxonomy places the organism in Eukaryota, Fungi, Ascomycota, Saccharomycetes, Saccharomycetales, Saccharomycetaceae. Gene Ontology annotation, molecular function: lipid binding. The record is from RefSeq and is a predicted model, not a curated record. The transcript has a single exon. The coding region runs from base 1 to 3528 and encodes 1175 amino acids.
AUGUCAUAUGAGUUAACGGUGGGGAAGUUGUUGAGGAGCCCAGAAAGAUCAACAGCAGUCCAAAGUGGUCUUGACAAGCUCGCUCCUGCGACUUUGAAGGCAAACAAAGAGCAUGAACCCAGUCAGGAAAUCUCGCCAGAAAAAACUGCACACUUUGGUCUUGGUGAAUCUUCCAGGAAGGCUGUUAAUCCAUCUUAUGUGGGAUGGAAACAAAUUGGUGGGUGGCAAGAAGGUGAUGCGCUAACUGAGGCCGAUGAUAUUAUUGAUUUGAGUAAAGACACUUAUCUGAACAAUGUCAUUCCAGACCAGUUUUAUGGUGAUUGGUACCACUUGCUGGGAUUGAUCGUUAUUGCCGGAGUCCUCUCCUUUGCGAUUGGUUACUUCAGAUUCUCUUUCGCGCCUGUAUUCUUUGUGGGACUUGUGACGUCGCUUCUUUACAGAACAUCUUCCAUCAAGUACCGUUCUGCUAUCAGAGACCAGCUGCAGAAAGAAUUGACUGUUCAAAAAAUCGAGGAUGACUACGAAAGUUUGGAAUGGCUUAACUCCUUUUUGGAUAAGUACUGGCCACUGUUAGAGCCCACUGUCUCUCAAAUGGUCGUCCAACAGGUGAACGACGUUUUGGCUACCAAUCCGUCGAUUCCUGCAUUUAUUAAGGCACUAUGGAUUGACCAAUUCACAUUGGGUGUAAAGCCCCCCAGGGUGGACGUUGUCAAGACGUUCCAAAACACCGACUCUGAUGUUGUUGUCAUGGAUUGGGGGGUUUCUUUUACUCCUCAUGUCCUCUGUGAUAUGAAUGCCAAGCAAUUGAGAAACUAUGUCAACCAAAAAGUUGUUGUAAAGGCAACUUUGUUUGGGUUUACUGUUCCCGUUUACCUCUCGGAUUUCUCUCUGAGGGCAAAGGUUAGAGUACGUUUUAGACUUAUGACUCCAUUUCCUCAUGUUGAAACGAUCAACAUUCAGCUGCUAGAGGUGCCAGAUGUCGAUUUUGUUGCUCGUCUCUUUGGUGAUUUUGUAUUUAAUUGGGAAAUCAUGUCCAUUCCCGGAUUGUACCAAAUGAUCAAGAAGCUAGCACAAGUCUAUGCAGGUCCCAUCCUUUUACCACCAUUCUCCUUGCAAUUGAAUAUUCCACAGCUCCUUUCUGGCUCGGCCGUAUCAGUGGGUGUUCUUGAGAUCACCAUCAAGAAUGCGAAAGGUUUAAACCGGUCAACCGGUUUACUUGCCAAGUCAAUCGAUCCUUAUUUGUUGUUUGAGAUUGGAGGCACGGUAGUUGCUAAGACUCGGACUGUGAGAGACACUCUGGACCCAGUUUGGGAUGAAAGUUUGUACAUUCUCUUGAAUGCUUUCACAGACCCACUCACGAUCACUGUUCUUGACAAACGUGAGAAGUUGAAAGAUAAGGUGAUGGGCAGAAUUGAAUACAACCUUACAUCUUUACAUGACAAGAAUGACCAGAAGAACCUAAAGAGUUUUUUCUUGAGAAAUUCUAAACCAGUUGGUGCACUCAAUUUCGAUCUAAAAUUCUUCCCAACCAUUGAAGCUAAGAAACUGCCAGAUGGAACUGUCGAAGAGCAACCUGAAUUUAACACAGGUAUUACCAAGAUCACUAUUGAAGAAGCUUUCGGUCUAGGCGAUGUUGGCGAGAAGGUGACAGCAUAUGUCGAGUUGUACUUGAACGCCAAAUUAGUAUUGACUACCGCUAAGGCUACGAGCAAAGAGAAUUUACAAUGGAAUCAAGAGUAUGAAGCAGUCAUCACAGACCGCCGUAAAGCUAGGUGCAGGCUUGUUCUCAAGGAUGCAAAGGGUAAAGUCAUCUCCACAACAGUUGAAUCUUUGAAUGACUUGCUUGAUAGAACACAGACAGACAAGAAAGCAAUUCCCUUGAAGGAGAAAAAGGGUGAAAUAAAGGUCAGUGCCGUGUGGAAACCUGUGGCCCUGGACAUGGGUACCAUUGCGAUUGCUUAUACUCCACCAAUUGGUGUCGUAAGAAUUUUAUUGAACAAAGCUGAGGAUUUGAGAAAUCUUGAGAAAGUCGGUAAAAUUGAUCCUUAUGCAAGGGUCCUUGUUAAUGGAAUCCCAAGAGGUAGGACAAAUGCUAGAUCUCAAACUUUGAAUCCUGUUUGGAACGAAGCUAUCUACGUGGCCGUCACAUCUGCCAAUCAGAAGUUAGCUAUUGAAGUCAUGGAUGUCGAGACUGUCAAGGAAGAUCGUUCAGUGGGAACAUUCGACGUUAAGCUUGACAGUAUGUUCCAUAAGGGCACAGAUGACAAGUACUUGGAAAAGGUCGACAAUGAACCAAGAUCAGGCCGCUUAGUCACCAAGAAAGGCGCCAAAGGGUCAGUUACUUUCUAUGUCUCCUUCUACCCUGCGCUACCAGUGCUAAGUUUGGAAGAAGUACAGGAAGUUGACAAGCUCAAGGAGAAGAAAGCCAAUUUGGAAAAGAAGAAGGGAGAAAAGCUAUCUGCCGAAGAACAAAAGCACCUUAAGGAAGAAGAAUUGGACGUUCAGGACAUUGAGAGCAUGUACAGUAAUAAGAUGAAACUAGAUUUUAACGAGCUACUCCAAUACAACACUGGUGUUUUUUCUGUAUCCAUUUUAGACGGUGAAGUGUCUCAAACAGGCCUAUAUGUACAAGCAUUUUUUGAUGGGAAUGGUGAGCCAACGUUUGUUAGCCCCAAGAUAGCUACAAGGAGCAUUACAACUGGUUGGACUGGUGAUGUUAUGAUCAAGGAGCUCGAAUACUCCAAUGCCACUUUUAGGGUCACAAAGGACAAAAGCGCUAACAAGGCCGAGGACUGUAUCUGUGAAGUCGUUAUACCAACAGUUGAAUUGAUCAAGAACUGUUACUUUAAGCCAUCCAUUUUAACUUUGUCAGGUGGUGGUAGUGCGAAAUUGAUGAUCCAAACAUCUUGGUUUCCUAUCGCCGUGUCUAAGCUUCCACAAGCUGACCUGAUUACGAACUCGGGAGACUUGACUGUUACAGCAAGGAGUGCAGAAAAUUUGAUCUCUGCUGAUACAAACGGUUACUCUGAUCCUUACUUGAAAUUCUACCUGAAUGACAGCAAGAACACAGUUUUUAAGACUAGUCAUCAGAAAAAGACAUUGAACCCUGUCUGGGAACAGUCUGGAAGCGUGGUUAUUCACAAUCGUGUAAACGACUAUCUGCGCAUUAAGGUGAUGGACUGGGAUGCAGCAAACGCAGACGACGUAAUCGGCAGAGCAGUUGUUCCUCUUUCGAAGAUUGAUCCGGAGAACGUAACUGAUCUUGAUAUCCCUGUAGUAUCAGAAGAAGGUGGAGACGGUGGUGUUCUUCACCUCUCAUUCCAGUUUUCUCCAAGAUAUACCUUGAGUGUCAGUAAAACCGAAAAGAAGGUUGGUGAUAUAGCUCAAAAAGGUCUUGGUACUGGUUUGAAGGUAGGAUCGACUGUGGUGGGAGCCGGUUUUGGUACAAUUGGUAAACUUGGUAGAACCAUGUUUGGAGGCAAGAAAAACCAUUACGUUGCCCAAGGUGUGUACAAUAAUGCUGUUUAG